Molecule: messenger RNA, 2465 nt
Organism: Bactrocera latifrons
Lineage: Eukaryota; Metazoa; Arthropoda; Insecta; Diptera; Tephritidae
Gene: serp
Exons: 6
Coding region: 209-1816 (535 amino acids)
Biological process (GO): carbohydrate metabolic process
Cellular component (GO): extracellular region
Molecular function (GO): protein binding; hydrolase activity, acting on carbon-nitrogen (but not peptide) bonds; chitin binding
Source: RefSeq, a predicted model, not a curated record
CUCUGCUAGUGAUCGUAAGGUUCGCUACGUCGUCGUGAACCCCACUUAAACAUUUAACACUGAAAGUUUGUGUAUGCUUCGAGUUAUUGCAAUUUCUUACGUUGAAACGUGAAUAACGUUCGUAGAUAGUUGCUGCGGUGAUUGCUGGUGGUCUUUCAGACUCCAUCGAUAGUAAAUAAAAAUAAAAUCGAAUAAACCAAAACACACAAUGGCAAAACUCUUUGUGGUUUUUGCCAUUUUAGCUACAGCUGCGACAGCUUCUGCCGAUCGUGUGAGACGUCAAGCGGCCACAGAGGAGCCCAAAAAAGAGGAAUCCUUCGAAAAGGAACUCUGCAAAGAUAAAGAUGCUGGCGAAUGGUUCCGUUUAGUCGCUGGAGAAGGCGAUAACUGUCGUGAUGUCAUUCAGUGCACAUCGUCGGGUCUGCAAGCCAUCCGUUGUCCGGCUGGUCUGUACUUCGACAUUGAGAAGCAGACUUGUGACUGGAAAGAGUCCGUAAAAAAUUGUAAAUCGAAGAACAAGGAGAGACGUGUCAAACCUCUGCUACACACCGACGAGCCACUCUGUCAGGAUGGUUUUUUGGCUUGUGGUGAUGGCAAUUGCAUUGAGCGCGGUCUCUUCUGUAACGGCGAGAAAGAUUGCUCAGACGGUUCCGAUGAAAACACUUGCGAUAUCGACAAUGAUCCCAAUCGCGCUCCACCCUGCGACCCCACUGUGUGUGUGUUGCCCGAUUGUUUCUGCUCUGAGGAUGGAACUUCGAUACCCGGCGAUUUGCCAGCCAAGGAUGUACCUAUGAUGAUCACCAUUACCUUCGAUGAUGCCAUCAAUAACAACAAUAUUGAUUUGUACAAGGAAAUCUUCAAGGGACGCAAGAACCCUAACGGUUGUGACAUUAAGGCCACCUACUUCAUCUCACACAAGUACACCAACUACUCAGCGGUGCAGGAAACAGCGCGCAAGGGACACGAAAUUGCUGUGCACUCUAUUACUCACAACGAUGAGGAGCGUUUUUGGUCGAACGCCACCGUCGACGAUUGGGCCAAGGAAAUGGCUGGCAUGCGUAUCAUCAUCGAGAAAUACGCCAACAUCACCGAUAACUCAGUGGUAGGUGUACGCGCCCCCUACUUGCGUGUUGGCGGCAACAAUCAGUUCACCAUGAUGGAAGAACAAGCUUUCCUCUACGACUCCACAAUCACUGCACCCUUGUCGAAUCCACCACUGUGGCCAUACACUAUGUAUUUCCGCAUGCCACACCGUUGCCACGGCAAUCUGCAGAGCUGCCCAACACGUUCGCAUGCCGUGUGGGAAAUGGUCAUGAACGAAUUAGAUCGUCGUGAGGAUCCGGCCAAUGAUGAAUAUCUACCUGGUUGCGCUAUGGUUGAUUCGUGCUCGAACAUUUUGACCGGUGAUCAAUUCUACAACUUCCUCAAUCACAAUUUCGAUCGUCAUUACGAUCAAAAUCGUGCACCAUUGGGUCUCUACUUCCAUGCGGCAUGGCUGAAGAACAAUCCCGAAUUCUUGGAUGCCUUCCUCUACUGGAUAGAUGAGAUCUUGGCCAAUCACAAUGAUGUCUACUUCGUCACAAUGACACAAGUCAUCCAGUGGAUGCAGAAUCCCCGAACUAUCAGCGAAGCCAAGAACUUCGAGCCAUGGCGGGAGAAGUGUGUGGUCGAAGGCAAACCAGCCUGCUGGGUGCCCAACACUUGCAAAUUGACCUCCAAGGAAAUUCCCGGCGAGACCAUCAACUUGCAGACCUGCGUGCGCUGCCCGAACAACUACCCAUGGGUGAAUGACCCCACCGGUGAUGGUUUCUUCUAAGUCAAACGCGCUCACCUGUAAUUGCACAACCAGAACUUUAUUUUUGUUUUAACUCAUUUUAAGUCUUCUGACUUAAGGUUUGUGCCCUAGCUCACUGUUUAUGUUUUUAAGAUUAUUCUUCUUAUUUUACACUUCUCUUCUUCUUCUUCAUAUUUUUGACUAUCGAAUUUGCUGUGUUAUAAUUUUCUUUUCCUUACUCUUACCUUAUCUAUAAAUUUGCUCCUUAUCAUUUGUAAAUAUUUUUACUGUUAAUGGCCACACGCAGAUAACUAAGCUAAACAUUAAAAAAUAAAAUGAAGAUUAUAUUAAGUUUAAAAAAAUGCCACUUUCUAUUUUGUAUUUUUGUCUUCGAUUUCGUUUUAAGUUUUCUUUCUUUGUUUUCACUGCCUUUUUAACCAUAUGUUUGCUCUAAUUAUGCAAGAAUUUUAUUAUUUGACCUACCUUCGAGCUGUCAAGUGAUUAUUGGUAACCGUUUACACAUCUAUACGGGCCGCACAUAAGUAUUUGGCGCUCAAGGUCGUUGCUGUGUUAAUUUUAAAGUUACGUAAAAGCCGAACAAAAUAUGUACACACAAAGAAAUACACGAAGAGAUACAAGAAGAAGCCGGAACCAAUCGAUUCCACACAUGAUAUCAAAUAAUUUCGACAAA